Emiliania huxleyi CCMP1516 is the source of this 411-nucleotide messenger RNA. RefSeq lists its product as hypothetical. The transcript has a single exon. The record is from RefSeq and is a predicted model, not a curated record. Gene Ontology annotation, molecular function: calcium ion binding. NCBI's taxonomy places the organism in Eukaryota, Haptophyta, Isochrysidales, Noelaerhabdaceae. The annotation marks the transcript as partial.
AUCUUUGCUGAGCUUGACACCGACCAGUCCGGCUUCCUCACGCUUGCGGAGCUGCAAGCGGCGCUCGCAAAGGCUGGCGGCGCCGUCAGCCUCGAGCAAAGCGAGGCGGUGUUCCGAGCGAUGGACACGAACAGCGACGGCGAGAUCAGCCUCGAGGAGUUUACAAAGGGGCUGAGCGAUGCCAUGGAGGGUGAAGAGGCGGCAAUGAGCGAGUCUCCCGCCCUGGCCGCCUUUAGGGAGCUGGACACUGACGGCAGUGGCUUUAUCGACCUGCAGGAGCUCAGGGUCGCCCUCGACGCAGCCGCCCGAGCCCGCCCAUCGGAGGAGGUGGUGGAGGCCAUCUUCAGGGAGAUAGACGCCAACGGUGACGGCGUCAUCUCGUUUGAGGAGUUCGCACGGGUGUACGCGAAG